Urocitellus parryii (Arctic ground squirrel) is the source of this 1632-nucleotide messenger RNA. It is a transcript of the gene Agmat, whose product is annotated as agmatinase (putative). Lineage: Eukaryota; Metazoa; Chordata; Mammalia; Rodentia; Sciuridae. Gene Ontology annotation, molecular function: agmatinase activity; metal ion binding. The record is from RefSeq and is a predicted model, not a curated record.
UUCAGCCUGCGCUGGGGGCAGAGACGCUGGUCCCGAGGCCCUCCCCCGCCUUUGAUCCGCAGGGUGCCCUGUCCUUUGAGCCCGGCGGCUCCCUCCGGGCUGGCACUCUCGCCUUGCGGGCUCGUGGGACCCUUCGGGUGCACUCUGGUCCCGUGGCCUCGCGGGCUCGGAAGCGGGCGGGCGACAUGCUGCGUCUGCUGGCGUCCCGCUGCACCCGGGGCCUGGGGUCCAGCGUGCCUGCGCGUCCUGCCACCGGGCUCUGCCUCCYGGGGCGCAGCCCGAGCCGCCGGGCCUCCGACGUGCCCCGGAACCACCCGCCCAGCUCCGAGUUGGUGGCCCGGUCGGUGGGCAUCUGCUCCAUGAUGCGCCUGCCCAUGCAGACCUCCCCGGAGGGGCUGGACGCUGCCUUCAUUGGGGUGCCCCUGGACAUUGGGACCUCCAACCGGCCCGGUGCGAGAUUCGGGCCCCGACGCAUCCGGGAAGAAUCUGUGAUGCUCCAGACAGUCAAUCCUAGCACCGGGGCCUUGCCCUUCCAGUCCCUCAUGGUAGCUGACCUGGGCGAUGUGAAUGUCAAUCUUUACAACCUUCAGGACAGCUGCCGGCUAAUUCAAGAAGCCUAUCAGAAAAUAGUAGCAGCUGGUUGUGUUCCUCUGACCUUGGGUGGAGAUCACACAAUCACGUAUCCCAUAUUGCAAGCACUGGCAAAAAAGUAUGGCCCUGUGGGGCUGCUGCAUGUGGACGCCCACCUGGACACAGCCGACAAGGCCCUGGGGGAGAAGCUCUACCAUGGGACACCCUUCCGGCGGUGCGUGGAGGAGGGGCUCCUGGACUGUCAGCGGGUAGUGCAGAUUGGCAUCCGGGGCUCUUCCAUGACCCUGGAUCCCUACAGAUACAACAGGAACCAGGGCUUCCGUGUGGUCCUGGCUGAAGACUGCUGGAUGAAGUCGCUGGUCCCUCUGAUGGCGGAGGUCAGGCAACAGAUGGGAGGCAAACCCCUUUACAUYAGCUUUGAUAUUGACGCCUUGGAUCCUGCCUAUGCCCCGGGGACAGGGACGCCUGAAAUUGCUGGUCUCACCCCUAGUCAGGCUCUGGAGAUCAUCCGGGGCUGUCAGGGCCUAAACGUGGUGGGCUGUGAUCUUGUGGAGGUUUCCCCGCUGUACGAUCUCUCUGGGAACACAGCCCUCCUGGCGGCUAACCUGCUGUUUGAAAUGCUGUGUGUUCUCCCUAAAGUGGCAACUGCCUGAACCUUGUCUCUUCUAGACAAAAUGGAUGCACUACCAACCACUCCUCAGGAGCUUACUAGCGAGCAGUCGGAGUACUGAAGAGGGUAGGCCAGGGUAGCUUGCUGCUCAGGGUCAUUGGUGGCUAUAGAACAAGGACAUUCAGAAUUCUAACCCAAACACAUUUCUAAGGGUUUCAAUUGACUUUAAAAACUGAGGCAUUUGACACUGCUUAGGUUUUUUUUUUUUCCUUUGAUCAAAGAUGGAGGAGGAGAAGAAGUGGAGGGAGAAUUUCACUCAAGGUCAUCUAAAAAUGGGAUGAAGGAAUAAAAAAAUUAUGAAAGGACAGUGUAAAGACUCCACAUUUCUAUACUCUUCCUUUAAGAUAGAGCUCCUUUGGGCUGGGGAUGUG